This is a messenger RNA of Kogia breviceps (pygmy sperm whale), 1087 nucleotides long. NCBI's taxonomy places the organism in Eukaryota, Metazoa, Chordata, Mammalia, Artiodactyla, Physeteridae. The record is from RefSeq and is a predicted model, not a curated record.
UGGAGUUGUGUAUGUGUGAGGCUCAGGGUGGGGGGCUUUGCAGCCAAGAGGGGAGGACGGGGCCUGCGGUGGGCUCCUUGGCCAGCUCCAGUUACCACAGCAGUGAAGCUAAAGGCCACACUUCCCCCUGGAGCCCGGGCAUCUCGACAGCCCGAGGCGGCUUGCUCCACUGGAGGGGGGUCCCGGAGGAUAGAGAGGGAGACCCCUGCACCCCAAGUCUCAGUACUAGAACCUCCCUGUCACCCCGGCCCCAGAAUCUUCGGCUGAGUAACCUCCUGGUGAAGGCGGGGACGCGCCCUGUCUCCGAACCCCACCCCUCCUGGCGCAGAGCCGGCCUGGUGGAGAGGGGGCAGCAGGUGUCCCGAGAAGAGCGAGGAAGAGACCCUGGAAGAGGCUCUGAGGUCUGCAGCUUUCACCCAGCAUGGCUGACAGCAGGCCCAAGCCCCCCAAGCCCGCCAACAAGACGCCCCCCAAGUCCCCAGGGGACCCCGCGAAGGACAAGGCAGCCAAGAGGCUGUCACUGGAGUCGGAGGGUGCCAGCGAGGGGGCGGCCGCCACGGGCCCGGAGCUCAGCGCCCUGGAGGAGGCCUUCCGGAGGUUUGCGGUGCACGGGGACACCAGGGCCACCGGGAAGGAGAUGCACGGCAAGAACUGGUCCAAGCUGUGCAGGGACUGCCAGGUGAUCGACGGCAGGAACGUGACCGUCACCGACGUGGACAUCGUCUUCAGCAAGAUCAAGGGCAAGUCCUGCAGGACCAUCUCAUUCGAGCAGUUCAAGGAAGCACUGGAGGAGCUGGCCAAGAAGAGGUUCAAAGACAAGAGCGGGGAGGAGGCCAUCCGAGAGGUGCACAGGCUCGUCGAGGGCAAGGCCCCCAUCAUCUCGGGGGUGACGAAAGCCAUCUCCUCGCCCACCGUGUCGCGGCUCACGGACACCAGCAAGUUCACGGGCUCCCACAAAGAGCGCUUUGACCCGUCGGGCAGGGGCAAGGGCAGGGCGGGCCGCGUGGACCUGGUGGACGAGUCGGGCUACGUGCCGGGCUACAAGCAUGCGGGCACCUACGACCAGAAGGUGCAGGGGGGCAAGUAG